GCUGCACAUGCGCUUGCGAGCUCCCACUCCCACUCCCACCCCCGUCCCCUUCCUUCUCCGCUGUACUCUUCUCCUUGUCUGCCUCGCCGCCUACUCUACACAAUCGCAUCGCAACCAUAGAUCGGUUAUCACCCACCCUGCUCCCACGUGAAUCCACGCGCAAAAUUGCCCGCGGCAGCUUUUCCGGCGGAUUUGGUUUUCCUUCCUCCCCUUGGCAUCCACUCCUCGCAGGGUGGGUGCCCCUCAGCUUCUACUCUAGUCUAGUCUAGAUAUAAUAUAUUCUACAAAGACGAGGGAGGACGAGGAGAUCGAUCCAAGAUGUUAUAUGUGGCUCCAAGGUGGCGGUGCCUGCUAGCCGUGGCCAUGGCUAUCGCCGCGGUGCUGUCGGCGGCGGGCGGCGCCGGGGCGCAGGAGACGUGCUCGGGUGCGGUGCCGGCGCCGCCCAAGCGCGGGGCCUGGAUGUCCAUUGCCAGCUUCGGCGGCGCCGGCGACGGCCGGACGCUCAACACGGCGGCCUUCGCGGCCGCCGUCGCCAGCAUCCAGCGCCGACGCGCGCGGGGCGGGGCGCUGCUCUACGUGCCGCCCGGGGUGUGGCUCACGGGGCCCUUCAGCCUCACCUCACACAUGACCCUCUUCCUCGCGCGAGGCGCCGUCAUCCGCGCCACACAGGACACAUCUAGUUGGCCGCUGAUCGACCCGCUGCCCUCAUACGGGAGAGGGCGUGAGCUGCCCGGCAAGAGAUACAUCAGUUUGAUCCAUGGCAAUGGACUUCAGGAUGUUUUCAUUACAGGUGAGAAUGGCACCAUCGAUGGCCAAGGUAGUGUGUGGUGGGACAUGUGGAAGAAGGGUACAUUGCCCUUCACAAGACCCCAUCUACUCGAGCUGAUGGACUCGUCUAAUGCUAUUGUCUCCAAUUUGGUCUUCCAGGAUUCGCCAUUUUGGAACAUCCAUCCAGUGUAUUGCAGCAAUGUGUUGAUCAGAAAUUUGACUAUACUGGCUCCACAUGACUCUCCCAACACUGAUGGAAUUGAUCCAGAUUCGAGCAGCAAUGUGUGCAUUGAGGAUUGCAACAUCUCGACGGGAGAUGACCUGAUCGCCAUCAAGAGUGGAUGGGAUGAAUAUGGCAUAGCCUAUGGUCGCCCCAGCUCGGGCAUCACCAUUAGGCGGAUCACGGGCUCCUCCCCUUUUGCUGGCUUUUCUGUCGGGAGUGAGACCUCUGGCGGUGUGGAGGAUGUCCUCGCUGAGCAUCUGAAUUUCUACAGCUCAGGGUUUGGUGUUCACAUCAAGACCAACUCCGGCAGGGGAGGGUUCAUUCGAAACAUCACCGUCUCUGACGUGAUCUUGGACAAUGUCCGUUAUGGUCUGAGGAUUGCCGGUGAUGUUGGAGGACAUCCUGAUGAGCGGUACGACCACAAUGCGCUCCCAAAGGUCGACAGCCUGACAAUAAAGAAUGUUCAAGGGCAGAACAUCAAGGAGGCUGGGCUGAUCAAGGGCAUUCCAAACUCGGCAUUCUCCCGGAUCUGUCUGUCUAACAUUAAGCUUCAUGGCAGCGCGCCAGUCCGCCCAUGGAAAUGCGCGGCUGUGAGUGGAGGUGCACUCGACGUGCAGCCCUCCCCGUGCACAGAAUUGGUUAGCACGUCCGGGAUGAGCUUCUGUACGAGUUCCCUCUGAUGGUGAAUCAAGUCUUGCACUUCAGUUUCGGUGUCAAUGCCCUUGAUUCCUCCAAUGAGAUGACAUCAAAGGGUAGGCCAAAUAAUUUUUGUUUGUUUAUUAUGUAUUAUAUUUUCAGAAACCUUGUGCUUAGCAUCACUGGAAUCUAGUUCAACAAGUGAAAUGCUAUCCGGUGGUUCAAUA
Triticum urartu is the source of this 1854-nucleotide messenger RNA. Its product is annotated as Pectin lyase-like superfamily protein. Lineage: Eukaryota; Viridiplantae; Streptophyta; Magnoliopsida; Poales; Poaceae. The record is from RefSeq and is a predicted model, not a curated record. Gene Ontology annotation, biological process: carbohydrate metabolic process. Gene Ontology annotation, molecular function: polygalacturonase activity.